Molecule: messenger RNA, 1200 nt
Organism: Eremomyces bilateralis CBS 781.70
Lineage: Eukaryota; Fungi; Ascomycota; Dothideomycetes; Eremomycetales; Eremomycetaceae
Product: putative eukaryotic translation initiation factor eIF-4A subunit
Exons: 5
Coding region: 1-1200 (399 amino acids)
Cellular component (GO): nucleolus; catalytic step 2 spliceosome
Molecular function (GO): mRNA binding; RNA helicase activity; ATP binding
Source: RefSeq, a predicted model, not a curated record
AUGGCGGAAGGCAUCGAUCGAAGAGCCGAUGAGCGGAUGGAGUUUAACACCUCCAAGGAGGUGACAGUCGCACCGACCUUUGAGGCUAUGCACCUCAAAGAAAACCUCCUUCGCGGCGUCUACGCUUAUGGAUAUGAAUCCCCCUCCGCGGUCCAGUCUCGUGCCAUCGUUCAGAUAUGCAAAGGUCGCGAUACCAUUGCUCAAGCGCAGUCCGGCACGGGUAAGACGGCGACGUUUUCGGUCAGCAUCCUCCAGGUUAUUGAUACAGCGGUGAGAGAGACACAGGCUCUCGUUCUCUCCCCCACCCGCGAACUUGCGACGCAAAUCCAGUCGGUUAUCAUGGCUCUUGGUGACUACAUGAAUGUGCAAUGCCAUGCCUGUAUUGGCGGCACAAACGUCGGUGAGGAUAUCCGCAAGCUGGACCAUGGUCAGCACGUAGUGUCUGGAACGCCCGGUCGUGUCGCCGACAUGAUUCGCCGUCGCAACCUUCGCACACGCCAUAUCAAGAUGCUAGUCCUUGACGAAGCCGACGAGCUCCUAAACCGAGGAUUCAGGGAGCAGAUCUACGAUGUCUACCGAUAUCUUCCACCUGCGACACAGGUUGUGGUCGUCUCUGCCACCCUCCCAUACGACGUGCUCGACAUGACCACCAAGUUCAUGACCGACCCGGUGCGCAUCCUGGUGAAGCGUGACGAGCUUACCUUGGAAGGCCUCAAGCAAUAUUUCAUCGCCAUCGAGAAGGAGGAAUGGAAGUUCGACACGCUGUGCGACCUUUACGAUACCCUCACGAUUACCCAAGCAGUCAUCUUCUGCAAUACACGCCGGAAGGUGGACUGGUUGACGGACAAGAUGCGCGAAGCGAAUUUCACGGUCUCCUCAAUGCACGGAGAGAUGCCGCAAAAGGAACGUGAUAGUAUCAUGCAAGAUUUCCGUCAAGGCAACUCCCGUGUGCUCAUCUCGACGGAUGUCUGGGCAAGGGGCAUCGACGUGCAACAAGUUUCUUUGGUUAUCAACUACGAUCUUCCGAGCAAUCGUGAGAAUUAUAUUCAUCGGAUUGGGCGUAGCGGUCGCUUUGGCCGAAAAGGUGUGGCGAUUAACUUCGUCACGACCGAAGACGUUCGGAUUCUGCGCGAUAUUGAGCUCUACUACUCGACACAGAUUGAUGAAAUGCCAAUGAAUGUGGCGGACCUCUUGGCUUAG